GCUGGGAAAGGAUGACGUCGUGGUUUAAACUUUGGUACAAUGCCCUCCAUGUUGUGUGAGAGUGGAACAGCGAGAGACGGCGUUAUAACGGGAAACAGAAACCAUGUGAGUGUGUUUGGUGGAAUUUACGCGCGCGCAAUCUGGAAAUGACUCUGUGACUCGGAAACCUUUAACAAGGUGAAGUGUUAGUUAGAGUUAGUGUCGAGUCGGAGCUCGGUUCUGUCUGAUGCACCGAUGGGAAGUCGCGCAUCCGGUGCUGCGGGUCCGAGCGCUUUAAACACCGCGUGCGCGCAACAACAGAAACACCGUGCGCGCGCGCUUUCUGCCCCCUUAUCAGUGAAAGGAUGAGGAUGAUGAUGAAAGCCAGGAUUACGAUGAUGAAGAAUAUGGUGAUGAUGGUGAAGCCCAGAGUGGGGCGCGUGCUCCUCGCCACAUGCGCCGGAUCUUUUUUUAUUCUCAUUUUAUAUUUCCAGAACAGCGCGAGAGCCGAAUACCUUUUGGGAAAAACCGGUUUCCCAGUAAAACCAUGGAGAACCCCCCUGCAGACUCUGUUUGAGGGAGAUCAGUGGGAUCAUGCUGCUGUUGGGACGAUGCUGCAGACUCGGCGCUCAUUUCUGGAUAAAGCAUGUCGCUCUUACACGCGUAAGCGUCGUGUCCUGAGCCCUGAGGAUCUGCGCCACCUGCUGGUGGACGACCGACAUAACCUGCUUUAUUGCUACGUUCCCAAGGUGGCUUGCACCAACUGGAAGCGAAUGCUGAUGGUCCUGACGGGUGACGGACACUACCGCGAUCCUCUCGCCAUCCCUGCUCACGAGGCCCAUGCUCCAGGCAAGCUUCGCUCGCUCUCUGAGUACUCCAAGGCUGAGAUUAACUACCGUCUGCGGAAGUACCGGAAGUUCAUAUUCGUGCGAGAUCCUUUCGAAAGACUCGUCUCUGCAUAUCGCAACAAAUUCACACGGAGCUACAACACCGCCUUCCACAAACGCUACGGCACAAAGAUAGUGCAGCGUCACCGCGCUAACCCUCGGCCUGAGGCGCUGGAGAAUGGCAGCGACGUCUCGUUUGAGGAGUUUGUGUACUACCUGGUGGACCCGCGGACUCAGCGCGAGGAGCCAUUUAACGAGCACUGGGAGAGGGCACAUGCACUCUGCCACCCCUGCCUCAUUCAUUAUGAUGUGGUGGGAAAAUACGAGAGCCUGGCUCAGGACUCACGCUAUGUGCUAAAGAUAGCUGGGGCAGAAGGAGAAGUGGAGUUUCCAGCUUCGUCUAAAAGCACCAGGACCACUGAGAGCAUGGCGGCCAAAUUCUUCAAAAACAUCAGCCCCUUUUACCAGAAGAAGCUCUACAAUCUGUACCGUAUGGACUUCCUGCUCUUUAACUACUCGACGCCGACCUACCUGAAAUUCAGAUGAGACGAGGGAAUUUUAAACAGAUUUGUUCUGUGGCUCUGCUGCUAGCGGCUCUCAGAGACCGUUGGAGAACUGAUUACUCCUGGCGUCCUGCACGUCUUCCCAAAAUGCCUCAGUAAUUCCUUUGGCUGUAUCCGGUGCCAGCUGAACUCCCGCAAAGUGCCUUUGUUCUCUAAGUGUUCACUAACUGGAGCAGGAAUCUUCAUUAGCGACUGAGAGACAGAUUUCCACAUUGCGUGAUCUCCUGCCCAACAAAAAAGUAUAUAUUUAUGUUUUUAUGUAUUUAUUGUAAACUUUACUGUACAUUGAACCGUAAGUCUGUACUCGGAGCUGUGAAUCCUCCUUUAUUGUUGCUGUUUUUACCUCAGCGCCCCCUAAAGGCAGAGCAGUGAUUCACAACCACAAGCAGCUUUUACCUCCUGAACCAGGAGAACCUCUGACCUGGCCUGGAUGUUCCAGGGAAACAAACAGAUCUAACUCUGAGUUCCUUUAGUGGCACUUAGCAUUUACAUUUAAUGCAGAACAAACUGAGAAUGUGGGCUGGAGCUCAUGGUGGACUGACUGGAGCUUGGACUGAUCUUUCUACCAAAAUUCAUUAAUUUAUUAAAAAUCCGUUAAACUUC
This is a messenger RNA of Tachysurus fulvidraco (yellow catfish), 2032 nucleotides long. It is a transcript of the gene chst13, whose product is annotated as carbohydrate sulfotransferase 11. Gene Ontology annotation, molecular function: sulfotransferase activity. Lineage: Eukaryota; Metazoa; Chordata; Actinopteri; Siluriformes; Bagridae. Gene Ontology annotation, biological process: proteoglycan biosynthetic process; carbohydrate biosynthetic process. The record is from RefSeq and is a predicted model, not a curated record. The coding region runs from base 345 to 1412 and encodes 355 amino acids. Gene Ontology annotation, cellular component: membrane. The transcript has 3 exons.